Messenger RNA from Eimeria maxima, 876 nucleotides. RefSeq lists its product as hypothetical. Bases 1 to 876 code for a protein of 291 amino acids. The transcript has 2 exons. Lineage: Eukaryota; Apicomplexa; Conoidasida; Eucoccidiorida; Eimeriidae. The record is from RefSeq and is a predicted model, not a curated record.
AUGCCUGCUUCUGCUGCUCCACCAGCAGCAACAUCAUCACCAUCAGCAACUCCUGCUGCUGCUGCUCCUCCUGCUACAGUUCCUCCUCCUCCUGCUGCAGCUCCUCCUCCUGCUGCAGCUCCUCCUGCUGCUGCAGCUCCUCCUGCUGCUGCAGCUCCUCCUGCUGCAGCUCCUCCUGGUGCUGCAGCAGCAGGGGAAGCUAUAUCCAGGCCUGCAGUGACGGGAGACAAAGCUGUAUAUACACCAGACAGCAGCAGCAGCAGCAGCAGCAGCAAAUUAGCAGACACAAACACUGCAGCAGGAGCAGGAGCAGGAGCAGCAGGAGGAGCAAGCUGCAGCAAGGAGCAGGAUACCAAUGCAUCUGUACAACAAGACACAGCAGCAACAGGAGCAGCAACAGCAACAGCAACAGCAACACCGCCACCACCAUCAGCAGCAAAAGGAGGAGGAGACGCAGCAGCAGCAACAGCAGCAGGAGCAGAAAAACGACCUUGUUCUGCUGCAGCAGGAGAAGAAGACCCAUCAGCAGCAUCAGGAGCAGCAGGAGCAUCAGGAGCAGCAGGAGCAGCAGGAGCAGCAGGAGCAGCAGGAGCAGCAGGAGCAGCAGGAGCAGCAGGAGCAGCAGGAGCAGCAGGAGGAGCAGGAGGAGGAGGAGAAGGACAUUUACAAGAAUUAGCAAUAGAGGCAGCACAAUUAGCAGCAAUAAAGGAGACAAAUAUAGCAAUAAUUAUAUUAUUAUUUGCUGCUGCUGCUGCUCUUUUCUUUGAUUUAUAUCUUAUGUAUUGCUGCUGGAGUUAUAAGAUCUGGAUGGAGAGAGGAUACGAGGCUGUAGUACUUGCAGACACUGCAGAUGGAGACUUAUACACAAGAAGGUAA